Molecule: messenger RNA, 390 nt
Organism: Sphenostylis stenocarpa
Lineage: Eukaryota; Viridiplantae; Streptophyta; Magnoliopsida; Fabales; Fabaceae
Source: the annotation of a GenBank genome assembly
AUGGCUGACAAGCAAAUCAUUCCCCCAAAGCAUGACCUCGAUGCCAAAUGGGACGCUUGCCUUGAUCUCACUGUCCGUCGCUUCGUCUACUCCUCAUCUGCUGGUGCAUUUGCCGAUCUUCUAUUUUUCGGGAGUCCUGUAACUCGGUGGACAUCUAUUGCUUUUGGUGCUGGAGUUGGAAUCGGAUCUGCAUAUACAGAAUGUUCUCGUCUGUUUGAUGGACCUCCAACAAAAUUACCCUUACAUAAUGUCUCCGAAACUGCUUCUCAAUUGAGGAGGCUGAGGUCAGAGCUAAGGAUGUCAAAGAAAAGGUUAGGUACCGAAGCUAAGCUUGUUAAGCUACAAGCAACAUUUGACAAGCAAAUGACCAAGCAGCCAAACUUCAAUUGA